Molecule: messenger RNA, 1208 nt
Organism: Nomia melanderi (Alkali bee)
Lineage: Eukaryota; Metazoa; Arthropoda; Insecta; Hymenoptera; Halictidae
Gene: kune
Product: claudin
Biological process (GO): regulation of tube size, open tracheal system; septate junction assembly
Cellular component (GO): membrane; septate junction
Source: RefSeq, a predicted model, not a curated record
UAUAGAACAUUAGCAUGUGUGUGUACAUAUUUCCGUACAACCAUACGCUGCAGCCGUCAGAAAUAUACAUUUUUGUUACCUGUUAAUAACAAACAAUAAAGUAACAAAAGUUUCUUGUUACUGUAUUAACGAUACAAUGGGUAAAACUCGAAAUGGAAAGGCUGCUGCUAUAUGUACGGCAGUAGCAUUUGUUUUAAUAGUGAUUGCAUUCACCACACCCAAUUGGCUCGAAACUGACGGAAAAUUGGAAAAUCCAAAAUUUAUUAAAAUUGGUUUAUGGCAGGUAUGUUUUCAAGGAUUUGAACAUCCCCAUCAUUUGUACGACACUAAAUUUUACGGCUGUUGGUGGGUGUUUGAAGAGGAAUAUUAUAUAAUUCAUGAUAUUCUGCUACCAGACUUUUUUGUGGCAACACAGUUCUUCUUCACAUUGUGCUUGACUUUGCUGCUAAUAGGAAGUUUCUUAACAACAUUGUACACAUGUUGUUCACGACAUCAUGAUAAAUAUCAGUUACUUUUGUGGACAACUGGUGGAAAUUUAUUAUUAGGUGGUAUAUGUGGUAUCAUAGCUGUUAUCAUAUUUGGUGCACGAGGGGAUGGUAGAGAUUGGAUGCCAAAUUGGGAGCAUAAUGACAUCAGUUGGUCUUAUGCAUUAGCAGUCAUUGGUAGCUUCCUUUUGAUCAUUUCUGGAGUUCUCUUUUUAAUCGAAGGUCGCAGACAUAAGAAGAAACAAGAGAGAAUAUUAAAUGAAGAACAGAAGACACAUACAACCAUCUAAUUACAGUCUUCGAGAAUAAUACAAAUUAAUCCGAUCUAAAUUAUUUGAAAUAAUGAAAAACUGCACACAGUUCUCUUGAGUUCGAGCACAAUUUAUGUAGAAUUAUUUUGAAUAAGCUCAGUGUGCAAAUCUUUAAUGACUAUCAUAUAUUUUUUACAAUUUAUACUCAUUAUAUUGAUAAGUAUUAUUUACACUGCAUAUGAACAUCCAUGUUAACUUAUAAAUGCAGUAACACCAAUGAAAUUUUUAACAAAGCUAAGGCAACCCAGGGCUGAGAAAGAUAUUUUAUAAACCCAUAUAACGUUUAAUCCAAGUAAAUUAUGAAUAUAUUUUAGUUGUUUUUGUAGAAUAAUUACUGCUAUGAAUCCGUCCAUAGAAAUAAGGAAUUUUAUGUGACAAGACUAAGAGUCUGUAAAUAGGAAUAAUACUAGAC